UCAUGAUACCGUAGAAGAUGCACCGCGAUACCCGCCGGUCGUGCAAGGACAUAGGAAUAAUAUGGAAAAGUUCCAGAAUUGUGUUAUCCUUACAAGAGUUGGAGGCUUUUAUGAGCUGUAUUUCGAGCAAGCUGAGGAGCUGGCCCCAUUGCUGAAUAUCAAGCUUGCUUCCAAGAAGACCAGCGCCGGUCCUGUUCCCAUGGCGGGUUUUCCGUUCUUCCAAUUAGAUCGCUUCCUGAAAACCCUCGUACAAGAUCUCAAUAAGUACGUUGCCAUUAGCGAGGAAUUCGCACACGGCGCGGAGGACAAAGCUCGUACAGGGGGGCUUCUCUUCGAUCGAAAGGUGGCCAGAAUCAUCACCCCGGGCACAUUAAUUGACGAGAAGUUCAUGGAUCCUGCGGAAAACAAUUUUCUCCUAGCCAUAUACAUAGAUGAACUAUCUUUGAAAGCCCAGCUAGAACAGCAACAUGAUGUCUCGUCGCAUCAACAUGUACUGUCGUCCGCCUCUCAGCCCGUAGGCUUGUCCUGGUUAGAUCUUUCCACUGGUGACUUUUUUACCCAGUCUACAACAGCGCAAAUGCUUCCUUCGGCUAUUGCAAGGAUUGGUGCUCGAGAGAUCUUGGUUGACCAGGGUAUUCAAGAUUUGAUCGGACAGGAGCUGCAACUGCUAGUUGGGCACGAUCAUCGACUGAUGACAUUCUUCCCGUUUCCCCGAGACAUCUUGCCCAUGUCUCGGUGGGAUUCGAUGCUAGAAGCACCCGUUUCUCCUAAAUCUAUUAAGUCUUUCACGGCGGAGGAAACAGCCGCUGGUUAUAGCCUCUUGGAGUAUAUCCGGGUUCAAUUACAGGGAUUAGAUCUAAAGCUUCAACCCCCUCGUCGACGGCACUUGAGCGAAUCCAUGAAUAUUGACCGCAAUAGCUUGCGAGGACUGGAAAUUCUCGAAACCGCUCGGGAUGGCUUCGGCAAAGGGAGUCUGCUUCAUGCAGUUCGUCGUACCUCCACCAAAAGCGGAGCGCGUCUCCUGAGGGACCGUUUGAGUAUGUUUCACACCCACAUUUUAUCUGCUCAUGGUUUUCGUGGUUGUACUCUAACCCCUUGUUGUCUAGGUUCUCCGUCUACUUCCUUACAGGUGAUCAACGAGCGCCUUGACCUUGUGUCGAUUUUCAUCGCCAACAGUGAGCUACGUGAUAGUGUGACACAGCUUUUGAAACGGAGCUAUGACGCUCAGCGGCUAGUCCAAAAGUUCACACUUGGACGGGGAGACCCUGAUGACCUGGUUUGUCUUUCAAGGGCUAUAGAAGCCUCGAAGGAGAUCAAGCGGGUCCUUUCCGUUACAGGCUUCGAUGUCUCCUCGUCCGCCCAAGCCAAUGAUAGCCUUGCAACUAUGACCAAUCGGCUUCAUUUGGAUGGGCCUACUAUACUCGCAGAGAAAAUAUUGGCUGCUAUUGAUGAAGAAGGACUGAUCCAAAAGCAGCGGAUUGAAGAUGACACCGCCGCAGAGGCCGCCAUCCUAGCGCAGGAAGUCACCAUGAACGAGGGUUUGCCAACUGACCUCGACGCGUUGCCGAAGAAAGUCCGAUCUAAAAGCUCUAACCGAGCUGGCACCGCUACAGAUGAGCCACCAGAUGUCGACACCUGGAUUAUGAGGCGGGAUGCAAGCCCAGCUCUACGUAAACUCCACCAAGCUUUAAGCAAACUACAGGAUGAGAAGGUCAGCUUGACCCAGCGUCUUCGUGAUUCUGUAGGGUCAUCUACUCUUACUCUCAAGUGGACCCCUGGUCUCGGUCAUAUAUGUCAUGUCAAGGGCACGAAAGUAUCCCAGCAAGCCCUUGAAGAAUUAGGAGUAACACGAAACGUCUCAACAACUAAAUCAACCAGGUCGUUCUAUCUACCUGCAUGGACUGAGCUAGGUAGUCGAACAGACCAAGUGAAACUCCAAAUUCGGCAAGAAGAGCAACUGAUCUUUGAACGCCUUCGGCGCGAGGUGAUUCUCAACCUAGUAAAGAUCCGGCGCAAUGCAGCGGUAAUGGACGAACUGGACGUUGCGUGCUCAUUUGCAGCACUAGCACAAGAGCAGCGCCUCGUUAGGCCCAUUCUGACCAAGGGAACCUCCCACAAAAUCGUUGGAGGAAGACACCCAACAGUCAAACUCGGCCUCGAAGAGCAGGGCCGACGAUUCGUCAGCAACGACUGCUUCCUAGGCGAUCAGGAACGCAUCUGGCUCAUUACGGGGCCCAACAUGGCCGGGAAGAGCACCUUCCUGCGUCAAAACGCACUGAUCACGAUACUCGCGCAGGUCGGAUCGUUUGUCCCAGCCGAAUACGCCGAGAUCGGGAUCGUAGACCAAAUCUUCAGUCGUAUCGGUGCGGCGGACGAUCUGUUCCGCGACCAGUCCACGUUCAUGGUGGAAAUGCUCGAGACAGCCGCUAUCCUGAAGCAGGCGACAUCCCGUUCCUUCGUCAUCAUGGACGAGGUUGGCCGCGGCACCACCCCCGAAGAUGGCACCGCCGUCAGCUUCGCAUGUCUACACCAUCUCCAUUAUCGCAACCGAUGCCGCACGCUGUUCGCAACUCACUUCCACGAGCUCGCAGACAUGACACACGAUUUUGACGCUCUAGGCCGGUACUGUACGGACGUCAAGGAGACCGCCUCGGGGUCCUUCUCGUUUGUCCAUCGGCUGCGCCAGGGUGUAAAUCGUGAGUCCCAUGCGUUGAAGGUGGCUCAGCUCGCAGGAUUACCAAAAGAGGCCCUCGAGAUGGCCCGAAGCGUGCGGGAUAGCGCUCGUAGCGGCCAGAAAACAUGGUCAGCAAAUGUAAAUUGGAAAGCCGAAGCAGGUUCCAAACCUCAGCCAGUGGCAUCCUAACGCAUAAGUAUGUAAUUCCGAAUAUUUAUAUACAAAGCUUUUUCCACUUCCCAAUCAUAUGUACAAUAACCAUCAACUCAUAAAAUGACCACAAAACCAACCCCACCAUCCCAGG
Molecule: messenger RNA, 2978 nt
Organism: Aspergillus caelatus
Lineage: Eukaryota; Fungi; Ascomycota; Eurotiomycetes; Eurotiales; Aspergillaceae
Product: mismatch repair ATPase MSH1
Exons: 2
Coding region: 62-2863 (933 amino acids)
Biological process (GO): mismatch repair
Cellular component (GO): nucleus
Molecular function (GO): mismatched DNA binding; ATP binding; ATP-dependent DNA damage sensor activity
Source: RefSeq, a predicted model, not a curated record